This is a messenger RNA of Striga asiatica, 2050 nucleotides long. NCBI's taxonomy places the organism in Eukaryota, Viridiplantae, Streptophyta, Magnoliopsida, Lamiales, Orobanchaceae. The record is from the annotation of a GenBank genome assembly.
GAAAAAUCAAAGCCAGCCCACAUAAGAACGACAGUUGUAGAGAGAGACGAUGAGAAAUAUGAAGAGAGAGAGAGCAUUGAUCAUAUAACAGAGAGUCUAUAACACGUAUACAUCAGCAGAGCUCGAUACACAUUUGAAAACCCACCAAUAAUAUAUUGCACACAACAGUCGAUGAAAUGAUAGUAAAUGCUCGAAUUUUUUUGAAACGUUUGGUGAUUUUGACGGUGUUUAAGGGCGGCGAUAGGUUAAUAUAACAGUAAAUUCCGAGUUCUGGAGGUCCGGUGGGUUUUUGUAACGUACGGAAUUUUUUGUGAUCUGUUCGGUUUUUGGUGUUGAGAGAUUUUGAAGAAAAGGGGGGAAAACAAAAAAUUGGAGCGAGAUGGGGUUGAUAUCGGGAAUGGUGAUGGGUAUGGUUUUUGGGAUCGGGCUGAUGGCGGGCUGGAAGUAUAUGAUCAGCUACAGAAGCAGUAAGCGUAUCGCUAAGGCAGUUGCUACUAAACAGUUGAGCUCACUCAACAGGGAUGAUGUAAAGAAGAUAUGCGGCGAAAGCUUUCCACAAUGGAUAUCGUUUCCUGUUUUUGAGCAGGUGAAAUGGCUGAACAAACAACUGAGCAAACUUUGGCCAUUUAUUGCAGAUGCUGCGGAGGCUAUCAUAAAAGACACUGUUGAACCGUCACUGGAAGAAUAUCGACCUCCAGGAAUUACUUCUCUCAAGUUCAGCAAAUUGUCUCUUGGAACUGUGGCGCCUAAAAUUGAAGGGAUUCGAGUCCAGAGUCUUAAGCAAGGUCAAAUCACAAUGGAUAUUGACCUCAAAUGGGGCGGUGAUCCUAACAUAAUUCUAGCUGUUCAGGCAGCACAUGUUGCUUCUAUACCCAUACAGCUAAAGGAUCUUCAAGUUUUCACUAUAGUCCGGGCUAUUUUCCAGCUUGCGGAUGAAAUCCCUUGCAUCUCUGCAGUUGUUGUUGCUCUUCUUGCUGAGCCAAAGCCACAAAUUGAUUACACUCUGAAGGCAAUUGGUGGAAGCUUAACGGCUAUUCCUGGCAUUUCAGAUAUGAUUGAUGAUACCGUUCAAACAAUCGUAACAGAUAUGCUGCAAUGGCCCCACAGAAUAGUUAUUCCUCUCGGUGGCAUACCUGUUGAUCAGAGUGAGUUGGAACUUAAGCCUGUGGGAAAGCUUGCAGUAACAGUGAUGAAGGCGAACGACCUAAAAAACAAGGAGUUGAUUGGCAAAUCCGACCCAUAUGUUGUUGUGUACAUACGUCCGCUGUUUAAAGUCAAAACAAAAGUCGUGGACAACAAUCUCAAUCCUGUUUGGAACGAGACAUUCGAGUUAAUUGCAGAAGAUAACGAGACACAGUCUCUCAUUUUCGAGGUACUUGAUGAAGAUAUUGGGGACGACAAGCGGCUGGGCAUUGCAAAGCUGCCUUUAAUCGAGCUAGAAGCCGAAAUGCCUAAAGAGUUUGAGUUGAGGCUGCUUCCCUCACUCGAUAUGCUCAAAAUCAAAGAUAAGAAAGACAGGGGGACUCUAACUAUUCAGGUUCUGUAUCACGAGUUCAAUAAGGAAGAGCAACUAGCGGCCCUUGAAGAGGAGAAGAGAAUAUUGGAAGAGAGGAAGAAGCUAAAGGAAGCCGGCGUGAUUGCCAGCACGGCCGAUGCCCUCGACGGGGCGGCAUCCCUCGUCGGAUCCGGCGUCGGCAUGGUCGGAACCGGCAUUGCCGGCGGUGUGGGCCUCGUUGGAAGCGGGCUCGGGGCAGUCGGGAGUGGGCUGAGCCGGGCUGGGAAGUUCAUGGGGAGGACUAUAACCGGGCAUUCUGGUGGGUCCAGGCGGAGCGGGUCGUCAACGCCCGUGAACUCCGUCCAGGAGAAUGGCGGCGCAAAACCACGGCACACUUGAUUGCUAUUGGGAUGGAAAACCUUUUCUUUUCUUUUUCUUUUUUUUCCUUCUUUUUUAUUUUUGGAAAUUUUGGUUUAUUGUGUUGGAGUAAAAUACAAUUAUUCGAGGAUUAUUGUUAAAGGCAUUAGCUGCCCGUUCUCAGGUUGGGCAGUAAGG